Messenger RNA from Tricharina praecox, 1228 nucleotides. RefSeq lists its product as uncharacterized. The record is from RefSeq and is a predicted model, not a curated record. The annotation marks the transcript as partial. Lineage: Eukaryota; Fungi; Ascomycota; Pezizomycetes; Pezizales; Pyronemataceae. The transcript has a single exon.
CUCAUACAUACAUAAAUACAUGCCACAGGCCAGUGAGGGUGGGGCCACUGGGACAGUGGGGCGGCGAUGAUCGAUCUACUCUACCCUACGGGUUCUGCAGGGCGGAAUCCGGACACAGCUCCUACAUACUCCACCCUAAGCCCACGCAGCUAUGUACGCUCUUCUCGAAUCCUACGGGAUGUGGCGAUAUAUCUGAGCCACAUACACCACCACCACCACCACCACCACCACCACCACGCAGGCGAACAUGUGGAAUAGUGGAACAUGUGGAACAGUGGAACAUGUGGAGGCUAUACGUUACCUACUGUAUAGUAUCGGUUCCCCGGUACUAGUACUUUGGAGGGCAGUAGUAAACUACCUACACUACCUAACUACCUACAUGUCCACGCAACCAUGGACUGAGAGGGGAGGGAUUCGCCCAUGGGUUCCGGAUCCCCCCCCACCCCCCAACCGCGGACAUCUAGGUAUACAUCCUGGACGGAUGUGGGGUGACGGAUCAAUCAUCGGAGGCCUUGUGCUGCGUUUCGUUCGUACAGAUACUUACGUAUGUACGUAUGAUACUUGGAGCCGAUAUCCGCUACUGGGCUGGGAGAUAGAUAGCUCGUCACGAAACGUCACUCUGCUUGGCUCUGUCCAACCCACCCACCCACCGGCCGGAGCAACACGGGAGAAGGGGAGGGAUUGUCUACUAGUAGCCGGUACGCCACGAGAGCACUGCAGUACUGCACCUGCAUACCCAUCUGUAUGCUGGUUAGUGGCGGGAAAUCGAAUCCACUCUGUGGCCCUGGAAUCGGAUAGGUACCGGACAUCUUCCACGUUGUGGAUCAGCCUUCGGGCUUCCAGGCCCCCAGGGCGCUGCUCACGCCGGCCGUAUGUACAAGUGCUACUAUGCUAGACGGGCCGUUACUCGUGCCUACGAUAGACAUAUACGGUAUACACAGGACACCACAUCCCUCAAGCCACAUCGAGAUUCGAGACCUCGCCAUCGCUGCGACUCUGCGAGCGUCCUUUCUUCUGGUUCUUCCAAGUUCAUCUGGUGAUAUAUCCAUACCAAUAAUCCAAUCAAGUUUUCGCGUGCCUCGGAGCGCCGACAACUAGAACAGGAGAUCGGGUUAGCGAUAGUAAAGAGGUUACUUUUCGAGCUCCGUCGAGACUCGAGACUAAGAAUAAAUACAUACGACUUCGCUCCGCAAUUCAAUUAUAAUUUCAAGCCUUGCCUUGUUCCAUG